Molecule: messenger RNA, 969 nt
Organism: Penicillium waksmanii
Lineage: Eukaryota; Fungi; Ascomycota; Eurotiomycetes; Eurotiales; Aspergillaceae
Product: acetolactate synthase regulatory subunit
Exons: 2
Coding region: 1-969 (322 amino acids)
Biological process (GO): branched-chain amino acid biosynthetic process
Cellular component (GO): acetolactate synthase complex; mitochondrial nucleoid
Molecular function (GO): acetolactate synthase regulator activity
Source: RefSeq, a predicted model, not a curated record
AUGGCCUUCAGACGCCCCUCGACGCUAGCAGCGUCAGCGUCGCUGUUCUCCUCCGCAGUUGCUGCUGGUCGAUCUCGCACUGCUACCGCCCUGCCCCGAUUCAAUGCCACCCGCUCUUCCUCUAGCUCGACCUCAGCACUGGCAUACAAGGCAUUGCACCGUCGCUCUCCCCUGCCUCUGCCGGUCUCCGAUGCCUCGCCUCAAUGGGAUGCCCCGACUGCCGUCUCGAGCAUUCUGUACGAGACUCCCGUGCCUCCCUCCAACCCACCCAAGCGUCACAUCCUGAACUGCCUCGUUCAGAACGAGCCCGGUGUGCUAUCCCGUGUGUCCGGAAUUCUGGCCGCCCGUGGCUUCAACAUUGACAGCUUGGUCGUGUGCAACACCGAGGUCGAGGAUCUCUCCCGCAUGACCAUUGUGCUGAAGGGUCAGGACGGCGUGGUUGAGCAGGCUCGCCGCCAGCUGGAUGACCUGGUUCCCGUCUGGGCUGUUCUGGAUUACACCGAGUCGGCUCUGGUGCAGCGUGAGCUUUUGCUCGCCAAGGUCUCCAUCCUGGGCCCCGAGUUCUUCGAGGAGCUCCUCCAGCACCAUCGCGAGAUUACCAUGCCCACUGAGCACCUGGACAAGACCAAGCAGGGCCACUCUUUCGAGCAGAUCGAAUACCACCCCCGCAACCUGCCUCAGUCUCAAGCUCUGCGCCACAAGCAUGAGCAUCUGGAUGCCAUCACCCGCCUGACUCACCAAUUCGGUGGUAAGGUCCUGGACAUCAGUACCAACAACUGCAUUGUCGAGCUCUCCGCCAAGCCUAACCGUAUCGACUCCUUCCUCAAGCUCAUCGGUCCCUUCGGUAUCCUUGAGUCCACCCGUACCGGUCUCAUGGCUCUGCCCCGUUCCCCUCUGUCCGAGCAGAACGAGGACCUCGAGAAGGAGGCCGCUGACGUUGUCGAUGCCAGCACCCUGCCCCCUGGCUAA